GUCUGUAUGGGCGCAAGCAUUUGAAGCUAACGAACCUAAAGUCUUUGCUGAAUCACAAAUUUAAGUAAAUAUAUCAAUAGUGCAGCAGUAUUUAAAUUACAAAACCUAUCAAAAUGAAAGCAAUGGCGCGUACGCCACUCCGUGUUCCCAAGACGCCUCGUCAAAUGCAGGCACAAAUGCAUACAGAAAAGCGACGAGACGUCUCUAAUAAACAACAGGAUCCUGUGAAUGUAUUUUGCCGAGUGCGUCCACUGCAGUCGGAAGGCGAUUUGACCUGCCUGCGUGUCAAGAAUUCGACCACAAUCGCGAUCAAUCCCCAGGAUCAACUGCUGCAGCAUCAUCAGAAAAACCAAAACGGCGCCCAGCGCGAGUUGCAGUACAUCUUCAAACAUGUCUUUCAGCCAGAUGCCACUCAGCAAGAGGUUUUCGCGGCCGUUGCUCAGCCGCUGGUCGAGAACCUGGUCCGCGGCAGGAAUAGUUUGCUCUUCACUUACGGUGUGACGGGCAGUGGAAAGACCUACACAAUGACGGGAAACGCUCGGCAUCGCGGUAUAAUGCCUCGUUGCUUAGAUCUACUGUUUCGCACCAUCUCUGACUAUCAGGCAAAGAAGUUUGUGUUCAAGCCGGAUCGGUUGAAUGGCUUUGAAAUACUUUCGGAAGAGGAUGCGCUGCUCGAGCGGCAGCAGGAGAUGAAUCAACGAUUUGCAGGAGCCGGGCGAUUUGCGUUUCGACGCAAGGACUCAGACCCGGAGAUCGCAUCACAGGCCUCGGUGGAGCCAUCGCCGCUGACCGUGCUCGAUGAGGACAACAUGUACUCAGUGUUCAUUACCUAUGUGGAGAUGUACAACAAUAGCGUCUACGAUCUGCUCGAGGACUCCGGCGUGCAGAAAUCCUUGCAGUGCAAAAUCAUACGCGAGGACGCGAAUCACCAGAUGUUCGUGCAUGGCGUUACCGAAGUGGAAGUCAAGACCGUGGAGGAUGCUCUCGAUGUCUUUCAUAUGGGCCAGAAGCGCAAGCGCAUGGGCAACACAAUCCUAAAUGCAGAGUCCAGUCGCAGUCACUCCGUAUUCAAUAUACGACUUGUCCAAGCGCCCACCGAUUGCCAGGGCGAGCGCGUGAUCCAAGACAAGCACACGAUCACCGUUAGCCAGCUGUCGCUUGUCGAUUUGGCUGGCAGUGAACGCUCCUCCCGCACCAAGAACACGGGCGUACGUCUCCGUGAAGCGGGCAACAUUAACAACUCGUUGAUGACGCUUCGCACUUGCCUCGAGUAUCUGCGCGAGAAUCAACAGCUGCCCCCGAAUGUGCCUCCCAAGAAGAUACCAUAUCGCGACUCGAAGAUCACGCACAUGUUCAAGAACUACUUUGAUGGCGAAGGGCAGGUGUCCAUGAUCGUGUGCAUCAAUCCGCGCAUCGAGGACUACGAUGAGAACAUGCAAGUCAUGAAGUUUGCAGAGAUGACUCAAGAGGUGCAAAUAGCCCGCGCCACGCCCAUGAAGCCAGACCUGGGUCUUACGCCCGGUCGCCGCAAGGCCAACAAACUGUUCAAGAUUGCCGUUAACAAUCUGAACGAGCUGGGCAUACCCGAGGCCAAGCAGCUGGAGGUGGAUGUGGGUUUGGUUUACAGCUUGGGCGCCGACUUUCCACACUAUCAAAUGGAUAGUCCGGAGGCCGCGUGCAAGAUACAGGAGCUAAUGGAGUAUCUGGAGCAGCGGAUCGAUAAGCGACGCAAACUGCGCGCCAACAUGGAUGUUAAGUGUAGGAUUGAGAUUUUCCUUUCUUCGUAUCAUGCAUUCUUCAUAAAUUCCCAUUUCCCCGUUAGNCAGCUGCGGACGGAGCUGGCCUCCAUGAAGGCCGUCUACAAGCAGGAACGGGAACGGAGCGCCGCCCUGGAGAACAAGGUGCGCAUACACGAGAGCUCCAUUGAUGUGCUGAACAAUACGCUGAGCAAACGGGACCGGCAGAUCCAGGAACUCAGCCAGAAGCUCAGCGAACAGGAGCAACUGCUCACGCAGAAGGAGCAGGAGAAAGAGAAACAGAAAAAGAAGUACAAUUCCAAACUGGCCGUUGAAUCGGAUAAGAACAAACGCGAAUUCGAUAUGAAGCUGCGUGAACAACGCGCCAAAAUGCAGGAGCGCAUGCGCAUCAAGGACGAGAAGUUGCGCUUGGUGUCCAAUAUACUACAGUCUGAGGAUGUGCCCAGCUUGCCGCGUUCCCACAGCUCAGAGAAUCUGCUGAACGACAAGGAUCGCGGUGGCUUCACCACGCGCACAGAGUCCACAGCAGCACCUACGACUCGCACGGACCUCUACUGUACUCCGAGACAUGGCUUGGCAGCUGCCAACAACAGGCACCGCAGGUCCCGUUCCGCCGGCGAUAAAUGGCUGGAGCAUCGUGCCGCCAAUCCUGUGCCACUUGGCACGAUUAUGCAGCCGUAUCUGAAGAAUCGUAAAUCGGUUACGAAGCUAACCGACAUGAAGGAGCUAACCGGCCAUGGAGCCAACAAAUAUUGCCUUGUCUCCCAGGAGGCUGACACCGAUGGCGAUGUGGAGACGAAACUGUACAAGGGCAACGUAAUACCCACUUGUGGCGGCGGCGCUCAAGUCGUGUUCGAUGACGUCGAGUGCCUCAAGCAGAAGUCACCCGUCCAUUCGCCUACGCGCAAACGGCCUAGCAACGGCAAUUUGUCGUCCUCGGCAUUUGGUGGCCCAUUGCCGACGAGCACCACUGGCCUGACAUCCGUGCAGGAUGUGGCCUCGCGCUGCAAUCUGGGCAUCGAAGGGCACAGCAGCAAGAAGUCCAAGAUGUGAACGAUAUACUCUUACAUACCCGUAUUAUCAGAACAUUAUAUCAGAUGUUUUGCUUUCCAGUUAAUUAUGUAUUAUACUCAGUCUCGAUUUAUAAGUUGAAUCAUCAAUGAAGUGAUUUGUUUUAAGUUUACGAACACAAUUAAAGAAGUCAAUUAU
Molecule: messenger RNA, 2966 nt
Organism: Drosophila arizonae
Lineage: Eukaryota; Metazoa; Arthropoda; Insecta; Diptera; Drosophilidae
Gene: pav
Product: kinesin family member pavarotti
Biological process (GO): microtubule-based movement; mitotic spindle midzone assembly
Cellular component (GO): nucleus; microtubule; kinesin complex
Molecular function (GO): microtubule motor activity; ATP hydrolysis activity; ATP binding
Source: RefSeq, a predicted model, not a curated record